UUAAAGGCAUGGAGGUGUUUAUCUAGCUAGAGAUCAAUGCAAACUCAAAUCAUUAUUGCUAUUAUGUCAUCUCAGGUUCAGUCUUGUACAGAAUCUCAUUUCCCAUGGCAUUUUUGUGCAAGACUUUCCUACAUUCUAUUUAUAGAAACAAAUCUAACCAUUGCUAUAGUCACAAAGCAUGAUCUUAGGCCAGAAAUAGAAUGCUUUUGACGAUGAGCCUCGUUUUCUUGCAAAUGGCCUUAAACAUACACAUCAUAUUCUUGUCUCCUAAAAAUGUGCAGUUCACAGAUGUAACUUACAAGGUGAUUUUGAAAGGCAUGAGGUCGACAGUGGAGAAGGAUAUUUUAUAUGGGAUCAACGGCUCUGUUGCUCCGGGGGAAGUUCUGGCUCUGAUGGGGCCGUCCGGAAGUGGAAAGACUUCGUUGCUGAGUCUGCUGGGAGGGAGAGGGAGAGUGAGAGAGCCUGCCCAUGGUGGCUCGAUCACGUACAAUGAUCAACCAUAUUCCAAGUCCCUAAAGUGCAGGAUAGGGUUUGUGACUCAAGACGAUGUUCUGUUUCCUCAUCUUACGGUGCGGGAGACGCUGACUUAUGCAGCUCGGUUGAGGCUUCCAAAGACUUUGACGAAAGAGGAAAAAGAUAAAAGAGCAUCGGAUGUUAUAUACGAGCUGGGGCUAGAGAGCUGUCAAGACACUAUGAUAGGCGGCUCUUUUGUCCGGGGAGUCUCGGGUGGAGAAAGGAAGCGUGUGUGCAUUGGAAACGAGAUAAUUAUCAACCCGUCCCUCUUGUUCCUAGAUGAACCCACCUCAGGCCUUGAUUCUACGACUGCUUUGAGGAUUGUGGACACACUGCAUGAUAUAGCAGAGGCUGGGAAAACAGUGGUGACCACGAUUCACCAGCCAUCGAGCAGACUCUUCCAUAAGUUCGACAAGUUGAUUCUUCUUGGCAAAGGGAGUCUGCUUUACUUUGGCAAGGUGUCGGAAGCAAUGGUUUACUUCUCAUCCAUAGGCUGUUCCCCACUAAUUGCGAUGAACCCUGCAGAGUUCAUGCUUGACCUUGCAAAUGGGAACGUAACAGACAUUUCUGUUCCCUCGGAAUUGGAUGAUAGAGUGCAGAUCGGGGACUCCACAACAGAAACAAAGAGCGGAAAACCAGCUCCAGCAGUUGUGCAUGAGUAUCUUGUGGAGGCCUAUGAGGCACGGGUUGAUGAAAGUGAGAAGAAGAAACUUAAAAACCCAACGCCUGUUGAUGACGAGAUUAAGGCCAAAGUAUGUUCUGCAAAGAGAGAAUGGGGAGCAAGCUGGUUUGAACAGUACUCCAUACUAUUCUGCAGAGGACUAAAAGAACGGAGGCACGAUUACUUUAGCUGGUUGAGGGUAACUCAGGUUCUUGCAACCGCGGCUAUUUUGGGAUUGCUAUGGUGGCAAUCUGGCAGCAACAACCCCAAAGAACUGCAAGAUCAGGCAGGGUUACUGUUCUUCAUUGCUGUGUUCUGGGGAUUCUUCCCAGUUUUUACAGCCAUCUUUACAUUUCCCCAAGAGAGAGCCAUGCUAAGCAAGGAACGAGCAGCUGACAUGUACAGAUUGAGUGCAUAUUUUGUGGCAAGAACGACAAGCGACCUUCCGCUCGACACAAUAUUGCCAAUACUUUUCCUCGUGGUUGUAUAUUUCAUGGCAGGGUUACGAAUGAAUGCUUGUUCCUUUUUCCUCACUGUAGUGACAGUCUUUCUCUGCAUUAUAGCAGCUCAGGGGCUCGGGCUAGCAAUUGGUGCCACACUGAUGGAUUUAAAGAGGGCAACAACACUGGCCUCAGUCACAGUAAUGACCUUCAUGUUGGCUGGAGGAUACUUUGUGAAGAAUGUUCCAGUGUUCAUAUCAUGGCUUCGCUAUCUCUCCUUCAAUUACCAUACCUACAAACUUCUCCUGAAAGUACAGUACGAGCACAUAAGUGACACGAUCAACGGGGUCAGAAUAGACGACGGUUGCAAGGAAGUUGGAGCACUGUUAGCAAUGGUGAUAGGCUAUAGGCUACUAGCUUACCUAUCGUUGCGAAGAAUGAAGCUCCAGCCAGGAUCUUAGUUGUACACCAAAGCAAUAUUAUUAAAGGCCUUGUGACAGUGCAGUUUUUUGUUUUCAAGGCUUUUGCUAGCUAACAAAUCAUCUAGCCACAAGAUUAUAUUGAAACUCUUGCCUCGAAGAGAGGUCGCACAACCACCAUUCUGCUGAGAUUAGUUUAAACAUCAUUGCAUGGAUUUCUCUGAAGAUACUUUUGCAGGAUUCACUCAAAGACAUGUUUCCAGCAAAUU
Salvia splendens (bonfire salvia) is the source of this 2302-nucleotide messenger RNA. RefSeq names its product ABC transporter G family member 22. Gene Ontology annotation, biological process: transmembrane transport. Gene Ontology annotation, molecular function: ABC-type transporter activity; ATP hydrolysis activity; ATP binding. Gene Ontology annotation, cellular component: membrane. Bases 201 to 2075 code for a protein of 624 amino acids. The record is from RefSeq and is a predicted model, not a curated record. Lineage: Eukaryota; Viridiplantae; Streptophyta; Magnoliopsida; Lamiales; Lamiaceae. The transcript is spliced from 8 exons.